Molecule: messenger RNA, 2717 nt
Organism: Peromyscus eremicus (cactus mouse)
Lineage: Eukaryota; Metazoa; Chordata; Mammalia; Rodentia; Cricetidae
Gene: Pik3r6
Product: phosphoinositide-3-kinase regulatory subunit 6
Exons: 19
Coding region: 1-2268 (755 amino acids)
Biological process (GO): positive regulation of MAP kinase activity; G protein-coupled receptor signaling pathway
Cellular component (GO): phosphatidylinositol 3-kinase complex, class IB
Molecular function (GO): 1-phosphatidylinositol-3-kinase regulator activity
Source: RefSeq, a predicted model, not a curated record
AUGGAGAGCUCAGAUGUGGAGCUGGACUUCCAGAGGAGCAUACAGGCUGUGCUUCGAGAGCUCAACACCCCAGCCCCAGCCCUCCAGAGUAAUCGGGGUAUGUGGAGAUGGUCUCUGCACAAGAAGGUAGAGCGAGAUCCAGGAAAGAGCUCCGUGCUGGUCCGAAUUCUCCUCAGAGAGCUGGAGAAGGCAGAGAGCGAGGAUGUGCGGCAUGUCAUCAUUCCCUUGUUGCUCACUCUAAUGUACGUGCUCACUAAGGCCACGGGCAUCACGGAAGAUCUCUACCAUAGAGCUUACACCUUCUGCACCAGGCUGCUGACCCUGCCUGCCCCCUACUCUACGGUCGCCUUGGACUGUGCCAUACGGCUGAAAACAGAGGCAGCCGUCCCAGGUACCCUGUUCCAAAGGACUGUCAUUGCGGAGCAGAACCUGAUGAGUGAACUGUACCCUUACCAGGAGAGAGUGUUCCUGUUUGUGGACCCUGAACUGGUCUCCGCCUCCGUGUGCAGCGCCCUGCUGCUGGAGAUUGAGGCGGCCCAGGAGCAGCAGACACCUGAGGCCUGCAUGCGCCAUGUGGUCGCCCAUGCCCUGCAGGCAGCCCUGGGGGAUGCCUGCCACACAGGUGCUCUGAACAGGAAGCUGCAGGCCAGCUCCCGUCGCAUCCUGGAACACUAUUUCCACGCCGUAGUGGCUGCCAUAGAGCAGGUGGCUAGCGAGGACAGUCCCAGCCGGCUGGGACACCUGGAGAGACUCGAGGAGAUUUACUGCUCGCUGCUAGGGCCGGUGGCCACAAGAAAGCACUGCGUGGGUGACCUUCUCCAAGACCGACUGCCAAGCAUCCCUCUGCCCAGCCCCUACAUCACCUUCCAUCUGUGGACCGACCAGGAGCAGCUCUGGAAGGAACUGGUGCUCUUCCUUCGCCCACGCUCCCAGAUGCACCUCAGUGCUGACUUGGAGGCCUUGGAUCUACAAGGAUUUAGGCCAGACUGGGACUUGGCCCGGGUGUCCACUGACAGUGGUAUUGAGCGGGACCUUCCUUUGGGGAGUGAUGAGCUCCCGGAUACCAGCAGCGAGAUGGAUCGGGCCGCACUGCAGCGCAGGGGAGGCAUCAAGAAGCGUGUGUGGCCCCCCGACUUCUCCAUGCCUGGCAGCUGGGAUGGGCCCCCGGGGUUGCACCGGAGGACUGGCAGGCCCAGUGGGGACGGGGAACUGCUGCCCGGAGUCUCAAGGGUGCAUACGGCCCGAGUGCUCGUGCUGGGAGACGAUAGGAUGCUGGGACGCUUGGCCCAGGCUUACUAUAGACUCAGGAAACGGGAAAGCAAGAAGUUCUGCCUCACUCCUAGGCUCAGUCUGCAGCUCUACUACAUCCCUGUGCUGGCGCCUCAGGUGACUGGCCAGGAUCCAGAAGCAUCCAGAAAGCCUGAACUGGGAGAGCUGGCUUCCUUCCUGGGUCGAGCAGACCCGUGGUAUGAAAGCACUGUCAACACCCUGUGUCCUGCCAUCCUCAAGCUGGCCGAGAUGCCUCCCUGCUUAGACACAUCCCGGACCGUGGACCCCUUUAUCCUGGAUGUCAUCACUUACUAUGUUCGCAUGGGCACCCAACCCAUCUUUUUCCACCUCUACAAGGUUAAGAUCUUCACCAACCUGAGUCAAGACCCUACAGAGGACAUUUUCCUCACUGAGCUGAAGGUGAAGAUCCAAGACUCCAAGUCCCCCAAAGAGGGCUCUUCACCCCGAAGGAAAGGGGCGCCUGAGGGCACAGGAGCUGAGCUGUCCGUGUGCUACCAGAAGGCCCUGCUCAGUCAUAGGCCCCGAGAUGUCACUGUUUCUCUGAGGGCCACCGGGCUGGUCCUGAAGGCCAUUCCAGCUGGUGACACUGAGGUUUCAGGGCUCUCCCACUGCACCUCACAGAAUGCUGCUUCUGCUCCGGACUGCACGUGUCUGCACGUCAGCGUCACGGAGGUCGUCAAGUCCUCCAAUCUGCCAGGGAGGUCGUUCACGAUGGCCACAAACACCUUCCGGACAUCCAGUAUCCAGGUCCAGAGCCAAGACCAGAGGCUGCUGACACUCUGUCUGGACAAGGACAGCCGGCGCACUUUCCGGGAUGUGGUCAGGUUUGAGGCUGGCCCCUGCCCAGAGCCAUGUUCACGGGCCCAGAAAUCCAAGAUGGUGGGCCUCAAUUCCCAUGGUCAGGAGACAGGAAAGAAUAUGGCCAAGCUCAGUCCCCUUCUGAUGCCCAUCAACACAUUCUCUGGCAUCACCCAGUGAGCCUGCCAGGAUAGUGGAAGAUCUGGAUCCAGGGGCAGCAGACCCAAGAAGAAAGAAACACUACCUACCCACCCAUAACACUCAUACUGACAGCCUCACCGGGCAGUUCUACUUGGACCAGGAGCCAGAGAGUACCUGGGAGUUGAGAGAGCCUGGAUUGUGAUGAAGAAGGGGGCGUGUGAUGAAGAAGGACCUAUCCCAAGGCUGUUGGAUUUCUGGACAAGGCUGGGAUAGAAUGAACACAUGCACACACAACCCAGUUUCUUCCAGAAACUUCAUUCCCACUUUCCAAGCUGGCUUCAUCACCAAUUCAAGCUCCCUAGGGAAUCCGGAAAACCUGUGCCAAAAGGCUGCAGGUACAGCUGGGUGGUUCAACGGUAGAGCACUUGCCUAGUAUAUGGGAGGCCUUGGGUUUGACCCCAGAACCAUAAAAAGGGGGUCGGAGCUGA